Drosophila ficusphila is the source of this 1505-nucleotide messenger RNA. It is a transcript of the gene Alg10, whose product is annotated as putative Dol-P-Glc:Glc(2)Man(9)GlcNAc(2)-PP-Dol alpha-1,2-glucosyltransferase. NCBI's taxonomy places the organism in Eukaryota, Metazoa, Arthropoda, Insecta, Diptera, Drosophilidae. Gene Ontology annotation, molecular function: dolichyl pyrophosphate Glc2Man9GlcNAc2 alpha-1,2-glucosyltransferase activity. Gene Ontology annotation, biological process: dolichol-linked oligosaccharide biosynthetic process; protein N-linked glycosylation. Gene Ontology annotation, cellular component: endoplasmic reticulum. The coding region runs from base 79 to 1428 and encodes 449 amino acids. The record is from RefSeq and is a predicted model, not a curated record. The transcript has 3 exons.
GGUUUAGUCCAAAAAUAAACAAACAAUUGGAGCAGUCUUUUUAAGGAGGAAUAUAGGAGCUGGAAUCCCUGUCCUGCCAUGAACGGGUCGUGGAAGCUAGUCCUGCCCGUGGGCUUUGUGCUCUACUCGCUGCCAUUGUUCCUGCGCGUUAAUGGCACCUCCGACUACGUAAUUGAUGAGGAGUUCCACAUCCCGCAGGGAUUGGCUUUUUGCCGCAAGGAGUUCGAUGUGUGGGAUCCCAAGAUAACAACAUUCCCGGGCCUGUACCUGAUCGCCCUCGUCCUGAAUCCUUUGAAUCUGUGCACGGUGACGGGAUUGAGAAUGCUCAGCUUGGCCGGUGCCGGAAUCAAUAUCCUGUUGCUCUACAAGAUCAGGCGGCGCGUCCUAGCCGGUUCGGGGGGUAACUCGUAUGCUGCCCAUGAGGCGAUCACCAUGUCUGUGCUCCCGCCGCUCUACUUCUUUAGCCACCUCUACUACACGGACACCUUGUCGCUGACCAUGGUGCUCCUGUUCUACAACUACUGGCAGCAGGAUGCGCACCUGCCGGCGGCCGUCUUUGGGGCCGCCAGUGUGCUUAUGCGCCAGACAAACAUCGUGUGGGUGUGCAUGGCCACCGGGAUAACUGUGCUGGACACGCUGGUCCAACAAUGCGCUCGGACACGGGGUGUUCCCAAAGAGAAAAUUCGGCUGUUGGGCAAAGAGUUGUGGCUGCAGCUCUUUACCAGCCCACAAUUGCUGUUCAAUUGCAUCCUGAGCAUUUUGGCAAAGUGCUGCUUCUACGCUUCGAUUAUUUUGCCCUUUGUGGGAUUCCUGUGCAUCAAUGGUUCCAUUGUGGUGGGCGACAAGAGUGCCCACGAGGCCAGUCUGCAUGUGCCGCAGAUUUUGUACUUCGUUGUCUUUGCCGCUGGCUUUGGAAUAUCCAAUACCUUGCGCCAGUUUCGUCCAGCAGCCGAGCUAAUUCGCAGAAAUCGUGUGAUAUCCCUGCUGGCGUUGCUGCUGAUCCUGGUUGUGGUGCACCUGAACACCGAAGUGCAUCCCUAUUUGCUGGCGGACAACAGACACUAUACCUUCUAUAUUUGGAGUCGACUUUACGGACGGUUCUGGUGGUUCCGCUACGCCAUGGCGCCGGUUUACCUGCUCUCCAUUUGUGUGCUCUUCUGCGGACUGCGACACAUGCCGGACAGCUUCAAGUUGAUGUUCCCGCUCAGUCUUUUCCUUGUGCUGUGCUUCCAGCGGCUUCUGGAGCUGCGCUACUUCCUGGUGCCCUACAUUAUCUUCCGGCUGAACACACGCUACACUCGCAAGGGAUACGCCGAGUGGCUGGAACUCGGCGUCCACCUGCUGCUCAAUGUCGUCACCUUCUACGUGUACUUCACCAAAGAGUUCUACUGGCAGAACUACCGCUCGCCUCAAAGGAUCAUUUGGUAGUUCCAAUAAACUGCAUUCCCUUUUAAGACAAAACGAAGAUUUUGGCAUUUAAAAAUAAAAUCGCUUGGCAUUUUCAA